Molecule: messenger RNA, 3880 nt
Organism: Brassica rapa (field mustard)
Lineage: Eukaryota; Viridiplantae; Streptophyta; Magnoliopsida; Brassicales; Brassicaceae
Product: protein ROOT HAIR SPECIFIC 17
Source: RefSeq, a predicted model, not a curated record
UGUUUUUUAUAGUGAAGGUUUAUAUCUUUUUUUAAGGUUUGGUGUUAUAUAGGAGAUAAAUUAGUUUUUGAAAAUAUAUUUAUAAAAAAAAUUGGUUUCAGCCUGUUAUCAAAAUCAUUUUUAGAAAUAUACAUUCCAAGAAUUUUGAGACUACAUUAUAUAUCAAAAACGUAUUAUUAAUUAAGUAAUAAGGAUUUAUGUAAGUCUUUUUGAUUAGUUAGCCAAAUAAAUAACUAAAUUAUAUUAGUAUAUUUUAUAAUCAGUCUUGUUACAUUUUGUUAGCAAAAUCAGUUUUGAAAAUAAUUGAGGGAAGAUAUUUUGAAGACUCAAAAGGAAAUAAAAAAUAUUUGAGCAGUUUGGAAUUAAUGAUCUCACGUUUUAAUCAUAUUGGACCUUAUCUUUACUAUCUGUUAACUAUGUUUUAACCAUCAGAACAAUGUUUUUUUAUCCAUAGUUCCCCUUUAGAGAACAUUUUUCAUGAAUUGCAGUAAAUCUAUUUUGAAAUCCAUACUUAAAUUUCCACUGGAAAACUUUUUCUGAAUAAAAAAGGAAAAAAAGUUCCCUUCUAGGAAACAACAAUUAUAACUCAAGUCAUGACAGUAAAUUUAUAAUAUGCGAUCUAUAUAACAAUAUGGUUUAUAUUAUCCACGAUUGAAUUGAUUAUUGAUGUAUAAUGAUUUCAUACUUAUAAACAUGUUACAUUAUAUAUAUACAUAUAUAUAUAUAUAUAUAUAUAUAUAUUCAUAUAUAAUAAAGUAAUUCGGAAGUAAAAUGGUUUCAAAAACUAAAAUCGGUUGCUUAUGAGUAAGAUUAUAGAGAGACUGGAUAUUUUAUAAAACUUCUCAUAGUUCGAUUUUGGUUGCAUUUGGUAUGGACCAUGAAAGAUUGAACUGAUGUUAAUGUGUCAAAAUCAUCUAAACCAGAAAAUAUGACAAUUAUGAUUGGACUAAAUUGAAAAUUUGUGUAUGGAUUUGGUUAAGUCAUAGGUCAUUAAGAAAAGGUGUAUUAACAUUAAUUUAAUUGGUCUCAAAAUCUGAAUGACAUAUUUAUUCUUUAAAAAGUUCUAGAUAUAAUAAUUAGUAUUAAAUAAUGAGUGACAUUUUUUGUACAUACCACUGAAAGAUAAAAUUAUUUCUAAAUAAUAUUCAUGUUUUAAUAAGAAAAAAAAUAUAUUAAUGAAUUAAUCUAAUAAUAGAUUUUUAUACAGUAAAUUUUUUAAUCAACCUAUUUUGAUAGAAUAAACUAUAUAUUCAUCAAACACACUGCAAAUGAUUUUCUGAUAGUUUAUGUUUUGCCAAAAUUUGGCAUGUGAUCGAAAUUCUCAUUUCUAACUAGACAUGUGAUAAGUUACUUGGUCGACUUCCCAUCUGGUGAGUCUCUCCUCAUGUAGUCAUGCUUUGAUUCAGUAUAUUAUUGUUAAUAUAGACAACAAGUUGAUUUUUUUCAAAUAUUAUACUCCAUCCACAAAGAAUUCUUCUUUUUGAUUUCUUUAAUCAUUACAUGCCUUCAUGUAUUUGAGAUAUAGACUCAAACACACAACUUUCUAAUAUUAGAUUUUGUUUAUUAACUUAUAAAUUUUGAACUAGUUGGCUUUUAAAAACAAAAGAAAAAUUCACAAGAUAAGUCUAAUUUUGGAAUAGAAAAAAGGUACGACAAUUUCAACUGAAUAGAUUAGGAGAUAAGAAUGUAAUGAGAUCAUCAAACAGCUAACCAAUUAAAAAAAACGAUAUAAGUUACAGACAUAACAAAGCGGGAGAUUCGGUAAGUUGCUAAAGACACAUAAGAAUAAAGAGUUUUAAAAAACAAAAUUAAAAAAUUUGAGUGUUUAUUUGUUGGAGAUUAGUUUGGAGUUCGUCCAUUGUUUAUCGGCAACCAACUUUUGCUCUGCCUUAACAACGUCAUUUCUGUAAAAAAAUGACGUCUUCUUCCUCCUCAGCCUCCUCGUUUUGCUCACUCUCCUUUCCAUUUCUCUUGUUUUCUUCUUAUUCUUUGUAGCCUCCCUCUCUCUCUCUCUCCUGUGUAAUUCUAAUUGUGUAUGUUACACAAUUAAUGGCGUCUUUAAAUAUGAAGAUGAAGAAAAGGGAUAAUUAUGGCGCCGAACCUGACAAGAAAAAGCUGGCCAUGGCCGGAAUCCGACACCAGUUGCUGCUACUCCUUCGCCGCCGUCACCGUCUAUUUCCUCUGGUCUCUGCCUUCUCCGGCUGUCUCCUCCUCCUCCUCCUCUUCUCAUUUUCCUUCCCUCCUGUGAUCCAUCACUCACCACUAGGCAGGAAGAAUCAAGUUGCCGUAGAAUCCAAGCUUCUUGUACCCGAAAAUGGCGGAAGAUCGGAUCGCCACUUAUGGAGCUCGAAAUUAUCCAACUCCUACUAUGGCUGCAGCAAUGCCAGUGGCACCUUUCAAGUCUUGGAUAAGACGAGCCAAACAGAUCGAUAUUUACUGAUCGCUACAAGCGGAGGGUUAAACCAACAGCGAACAGGGAUAAUAGACGCUGUGGUUGCGGCUUACAUCCUAAAUGCCACUCUUGUGAUCCCUAAACUGGACCAAAACUCAUACUGGAAGGACAUCAGCAACUUUGAAGAAAUAUUUGACGUUGAUUGGUUCAUUUCGCAUCUCUCCAAAGAUGUCAAGAUCAUCAAGGAGCUUCCUAAUGGAGAGGAGUCAAGACUCAUUGGCCUACAGUCCAUUCGUGUUCCCAGGAAGUGCACACCCUCUUGCUACCUGCAGCGUGUUUUGCCCCUUCUUAAGAAGAAGCAUGUUGUACAACUCUCUAAAUUCGACUACAGGCUGGCUAACCACCUGGAUACAGAGCUACAGAAGCUGAGGUGUAGAGUGAACUACCAUGCGGUUAGAUAUACGGAGACUAUCAACAAGAUGGGUCAAAUUCUGGUUGACCGGAUGAGAACCAAAGCCAAACACUUUGUUGCCCUUCAUCUCAGGUUCGAACCUGAUAUGUUGGCCUUCUCCGGAUGCUAUUACGGGGGAGGUCAGAAAGAGAGACUUGAACUGGGAGUUAUGAGAAGAAGGUGGAAAACAUUACACGCGGCAAACCCUGACAAAGUACGGGAGCACGGGAGAUGUCCCCUGACUCCAGAGGAGAUCGGUCUGAUGCUCAGGGGCUUAGGUUUUGGAAGAGAAGUUCACUUGUACGUUGCAUCAGGUGAGGUAUAUGGAGGGGAUGCUACACUAGCACCAUUGAGAGCUCUGUUUCCAAAUCUCCAUACAAAAGAGACAUUGACCUCCAAGAAAGAGCUAGCUCCUUUUGCGCGCUUCUCAUCACGCAUGGCAGCUCUUGACUUCAUCGUCUGUGAUGAGAGCGACGCAUUUGUCACCAACAACAACGGCAACAUGGCUAGAAUCUUAGCUGGAAGAAGGAGAUACAUGGGACACAAAGUGACCAUCCGUCCAAACGCCAAGAAACUCCACAAAAUCUUCACAAACAGACACAACAUGACAUGGGAUGAAUUCUCAACCAAGGUCCGGAAGUACCAAACCGGGUUCAUGGGGGAGCCAGAUGAAAUGAAAGCAGGAGAGGGAGAGUUCCAUGAGAACCCGACCUCCUGCAUUUGUCGAAAGAAGAAGGCCAAUGAAGAACUGAAAGAGGACGAGCAUGACUCAUGGCCAUGGGAGUACUCGGACAUUGGCAAUGUCCCCAUGGCCACUAGAAGCGGUUUGGAUCAUCAAUCAGAAGUUGACCAUGAGAACUAAUCAUUCUUCUCUUUUUUUUUCUUCUUUUGUGCUCUUUAUGCAAGAUUCAGCAUUCUUUUCCAAAACACAAAAAUGUAAUGUCAUUUGAAGGGUUACGAGUAGAAAGAAAGGUGGUCCUGUGUACAUAUAUAGACCUCUUUUGUACAUAUAUUGUAUAAUCCAUCUUUUAAUCUUU